Molecule: messenger RNA, 1801 nt
Organism: Kockovaella imperatae
Lineage: Eukaryota; Fungi; Basidiomycota; Tremellomycetes; Tremellales; Cuniculitremaceae
Product: WD40-repeat-containing domain protein
Exons: 4
Coding region: 109-1350 (413 amino acids)
Molecular function (GO): protein binding
Source: RefSeq, a predicted model, not a curated record
GCGGUAUAAGGCCCGUCAUAUGGGACCAGAGCGCUCUCCGGUCUAUCGGGUUUCAAAUUUUUUCUUCGCCGCGUGAUUCACCAAUACAUCCGUAGAACAUAGUAACCCAUGCCCAGCACUGUGUCAUCGCAAGAGGACGGCUUGGAUACGGUAGUCCAAGCCAGGUCUCUGGUCCGUAUCGAUACCGAAUUCUCGGCAGAUUGUAUCGAAUGGUGUACUUCUGCAGGCUACGAAGAUAUCUUCAUUUGCGGCACGUAUCAAGUACUGGAGCAGGGAGAUGAUCGACAGACCAGAGCAUCCCAACCUGAUGCUGAUCUAGAUCGAGGCGAGGAUAGUGAUGUCACCUUGCAAUCUGUGGAGCACGAUGAAGACGAAUCCGACCUCGAUCCAAGUAUCAAACCGUCGACUCACCGUACCGGCCGGUUACUGUUAUUUCAGGUGACGGACCCAUCUACAGGCAGCAUCACUGAGGUUCAGAGACUCGAAACGAAUGCCAUUCUGGAUGCCAAGUGGUUUGCUGAAGCCCGUGGGCCGGAGCUUUUGGUGGCCGAUGCGAAAGGUCAAAUCAACAUCUACACCUUGACCAGGGACAAGCAGCUACGCUUAGAGCAGACGGUUCAAGUUGGAGAUCCAUCCGUUCUAGUAUUAUCCCUGGACAUCAACACUGCCUCUUCUGCACGGGCAGAGGUCGCCUUCUCGCUUUCUGACGGCGCGUUGGGCAUUCUCAGCCGUACGUCGGCCAAUGGAUGGGCAGUCGAAAAUACAUGGAAAGGACAUGACUUUGAACCUUGGUGUAUAGCCUGGGACAAGUGGUCAGCUCAUACCGUAUGGUCUGGAGGCGACGAUCUCAAGCUCAAACGAUGGGAUACAAGAUCGACCUCUUUCCCAACGUAUACCGAUAAAUCCUUCUCGGCAGGUAUAACGACAUUGACUAGUUCUCCUCAUACGCCGUAUCUACUGGCCGUGGGCUCUUACGACGAGUAUCUCCGUUUGUACGACACACGGCAACCUCGGAAUCCCCUGAGUGAAGUCCAUGUUGGAGGAGGCGUAUGGCGAGCAAGGUUCCAUCCGGAUGUCAUGAGGAGAAGAGAUGAAAUGUUACUCGCUACGAUGCACGAUGGGUUCAAGGUGAUCAAGCUACACGCCGCGAGACACGACGCUGCCGAACCACUUUUCGUCCCACUGGAGGAUCCUAGCUGGACUCAAGUGCCGACUAUCGUCAAGCGGUUCGACGGGCAUGAAAGCUUAGCCUACGGUGCCGAUUGGUCUCGAUUGCCAAGUGCAGCCGGAGAAACACUCAUUGCGACAUGCUCUUUCUACGAUCACACCAUGCACCUCUGGCGAGGAUGACCGUAUCUACAUAUCAGUCGAGGCACUCGCACGAGAUAAUCCCCUACAUAUACGGCAAACAAGGCACAAAAGGUUCGCAAGAUCUGACCAGCAUCACAAAUUGUCCUCUUGCAGGUCCUCGUCCUCGAUGGCAUCAUCCUCAUCCUCCCCUUGCUCAUCAUCCUCAUCGACAUCAUCACUCCUCGCAUGACCUUCGUCGGACCCCUCGCGGACUCUAACCACUCCAAUCUCACUCGAGCCUCCCUCGCCUCCUCCGGCCUCAUCAGGAGCCUUUCUAGCCGGAGCUUCCCGUAUCUGCCUUCUGUACAUAUCCGCAAAUUGCUCGCUCGACGUCGCCUGUUCCCACGAUUUGUCCUCACGCAACUUCAUAAACCGCGGGAACCGGAUCGACAAUCCACGUUCCGAGCCCAAUAAUGACGCUGCGGCGGGAUAGACUGGCGAAAGGGUGAUA